Molecule: messenger RNA, 3855 nt
Organism: Pseudovirgaria hyperparasitica
Lineage: Eukaryota; Fungi; Ascomycota; Dothideomycetes; Acrospermales; Acrospermaceae
Exons: 3
Coding region: 115-3768 (1217 amino acids)
Cellular component (GO): intracellular membrane-bounded organelle
Molecular function (GO): phosphatidylinositol binding
Source: RefSeq, a predicted model, not a curated record
GCUCAUCGACGUCUAUACAACAUAACUCUACAUGCUGCGACAUGACGCGCCCGUCUCGCUCGCUACCAACAUGGUAAUAGCACUAUCGGACCUGCGGAUGGAUCUCGACGGACUAUGGCCCUACGCCGCAGAGAUGUGAUCCUUGCAGGAGUUGCAGUCUUCAUCGCUUGGGGUUUUGUGACCCACUGGAUACCUUCCAGUCGCUAUCUGCCUUGGGCAUUUUCUACCGGAGUCCUCUGCACUGUUAUUCUGAUUGCAUGGCUCCUGUUGACUACUUCCCGAGGUCCCGGUGUACGAGCAGGAGCAAGGAAUUACGGACCUAGACAUGCGGCUUUUGCCAGACCGGACGCCUGGGAAGCCGAGACGAGAGCGUUGAGUGCUCGCUCAGAAUACCUCCGAGAACCCAUAUACGAGCCGUCUUUUCUUAUAUCUGGGAACAUCGAUGGGUUGAUAGAUCUCAUACUGCGGGAUUUCGUACGAAGCUGGUAUGAUCGCAUCAGUACGAGGCCAGCGUUUACGAUCGAAGUGGACAGGUCUAUGCGGGAAGCCCUGGCAAAUAUACGAGACAGAGUGCUGGCUGUUGACCUGAUAGCUGUCGGAACGUCAAAACUCGUCCCAAUAAUUACAAGCCAUAUGAAAGAAUUCUAUGAAGCUGAGAAAAUUGUUCGCGGUCGAAUGCUGUCGAGGAAUGUGACUGAAUCUGAAGAGCUCGAUCUUGCCAUCGCUGCGAAAUACAAGGAUGGUAAGCUACACCCAGCCGCGUCCCUGGCGUUUUCAAACACAAAACUGGGUCAACAACAACAUCUGCGUACCAUUGUCACUAGACUGUUACCUAAAGUUCUUCCAACAAACAUGACUACAAGUCGAGCCGUAACAGUUCUGAUCCAGGAGAUUGUAUCUUGUGCCGUUUUAUUCCCUGUCAUGCAGAUGCUUUCGGAUGCAGAUACGUGGAAUAAGAUGAUGGAAGCAUAUGGUCACACUAUACUUCAAGACCGCAAAACAGUUCGCAAAUUACGUGAAGCCUUGGACGAACAUGCUCCUCCGUCACCGCAGAACCUCCGACCAAGACAAUUCCCGAGGCUUUCUCCAAACGACAACGAGCGAAAAUUCGAGCGGUUCAUUCGUGCCAUCAAACAGUGUAACACCCUGUCCGAUGCACGGCGCUUUAGAAGCGAAAUUGCUAGCCAAUUGUAUCGUGACUCCGGAGUCGAAAACCCUGAUACAAUCUAUCUAAGACGUCUCGAGACAGCAAAGAGGAUCCUGGAUCAGAAAGUGGCUCAACUGGGAGUUGGUGGUGCUGCCAGAUCAAAAUUUGUAAAGCCAAAAUCCAACAACCCCGCACCCAGGCUUGAAAAUGCUUCGUUAAGGGAAGUUUUGUAUAGCUCUUCUGGGCUCUCGUACUUCAUGGAGUUCAUGGAUCGUCAGAAUUUGAUGCGGCUUGUCCAGUUCUGGAUAGUUGUAGAUGGCAUGCGCAACCCGCUAGAAGAAGACAACGAAGAAGUUGACGAGUCCACUGAGACUCUACCACAGUGGACAGCAGCCGAGCGAACGGACAUUGCACAGAUCAAUGAUGCGUACCUCACCAAAAGCGAGCUGGAGAUAGCCUCUAAAUCGAGGCACCCAGUGUCAGAGUUCUUGAGGGCUGGAAAGGACGCAAGUCCAUUGCAGUACCACGCAGCAAGGAGGGCAGUCCUUCGAGCGCAGACUGCAGUGUACAAUGAAAUGCAGGAUCCGUACUUCCAGAAGUUCAAAAGAACAGAUCUGUGGUACAAAUGGCUUGCAUCUGAUGAGGCUGGGUCCUCAGUGUCUGGUCCCAGUAUUCAUCAAGGUGACCAUACACAAUCAUCUCACUCGCGCAAUCUCGGGAGGCUCCCACGGUCCAGUAGUGCAAAGCACGUCCUGCAGAAGCCGACUGAUUUGCGUCGAGCCGCAGUCUCUUCGUCAAAUCUCCAGGAACACACCACACCUGGUACCGAGCAAGCAGCACGGCGAUCCCUAGACGCUACUCCGGCUCGUACACCAUUAUUUGACGACGAAUAUGAUUCAGAUGCUCUCGGACAGUCAACGCAAAGUCUUGAAUCGGAAUUGGACCCACCAGCGACGGGUAGUGAUGCAAAUGUAGUAAAUGCAAUGCAGGCAGCUUUGAAUGACAUUAUGGGUGACGAUGGGCCGGAACGAGAGCCUUUAUUCGACAAGUCUCCAGUCGAUAAAGAUUCACUGAGAGGGUCGUUCGAGAUUCAACGAUCUAACUCGCCGUUAUCUCAGGGGAUGAGACCGAGUAUAGCCUCUUUGGGUCUUGUUGGAGCUCCAUCACGCUUGGGUGUCUUCAAUCAAGAUGAUCUUUUCGGUAGCGAAGAAGCCAAGUUUCGGGAAGACGAGGUUGAUGAUUCGGAGAAGAAAGGUGACAAUGAGGACGACGAGAUUCACGAAGCCGCUCCGGGGGAUCUGGGCCUAGCUGAAGCCAUCGAUUCUUUGACGCAAGACAUCGAAAAGUUGGUGACUCAAGAGUCCAUCGUAGAUUCGUUGACAAACAAAGCCGAGCUCACUAAUAAUGCUGCCGAACUAAGAAUCCUUCGCAAGUCCAAAGCUAGUUUGCAGCGUGAGUUGCACCGAAAGGAGCUCCAAAGGCAACAAUACAUCGUACAAGAAAGCGACAAUAGCUUGUACGGACGAGCAACGAUCUCGAUAACAUCUAUCAUGGUUGGCACGGAGGACGAUGGCCAUGAGUAUGCAAUGUAUGUCAUUGAAGUCAAACGACAAGCAGGCGAUCAGAUGCCAGCUGCAGUCUGGGCUAUCACGAGACGUUACAGUGAAUUCCACGACCUCAAUAAGAAACUGAAAGCACGCUACCCUCAUAUCCGAAACUUGGAGUUCCCUCGCCGACAAGUCAUGCUCAAGCUCCAAAAAGAUUUCCUCCAGAAACGUCGUCUUGCCCUCGAGCGCUGGCUCCGCGAGAUUCUACUGAUUCCCGCUAUCUGCCGCUCGCGUGAGCUUCGCGCCUUUCUCUCACAACACGCAAUCUCCUCAUCAGACCAACAUGGUUCCGAAGUCGACUCCCGCGACUUUGUGUCCCGCAUCUACAGCUCCGUUACCGACGGCAUGGAGGAGUUUCUCGGCAACAUUCCCGUGUUAGACCAGCUUUCCGUAGCUGGGCAGAACCUUAUCAGUGCCGCGACAUCUCAACUUGCCACCGCGCCGAACGAUACUUCUACAUCCACUGGCCUGCCAGGCGCUGUCUUGAAUGACGACCCAGCGACAUCGACAGAAGCUGAGGCUGAAUUGCGCGCGUUCGAGAAUAGAGAGUUGGAGCCCUUUGUCAAGCCCAUUGCAGACCUCUUCGUCGAGAUCUUUAGCCUCAACACGAACAACAACUGGCUCCGUGGCCGGGCCGUGGUGGUCGUACUGCAUCAGCUGUUAGGCGGCACGAUUGAGCGCAAAGUGCGGGAUAUGGCGCGUGGGCUGGUCGAGGAAGAUAACGUUGUGCGGUAUCUUAACAUGGCGCGGGAUACUAUGUGGCCAGGCGGGAAGAUGCGUCCAUCGGUGCCUCGCACAGAGGCAGAGAAGAAAACGAGCAAGAAGGAGGCAAGUGUGCUGCUAGCCACGUUGGUACCAGAUUUGGCGGCGAAUGUGGUGGGCAGGCAGAACGCCCAACAGGCGAGCAGAAGGAUCGCGGCGACGUUCAAUAAUCAGCGAUUGAAUACACACCUGGUAUUCACGUUACUUGAUGAGAUUAUCGGCAUCAUAUUUGACGAGCCGUCGCCACGAUGAGUCAUGAGGGACAUUAGGUGUUGCACAUAUUGGUUUCAUGGUUGAACUUAUGGGUACAUAGUUCAAGUUAUACCGCUAGAUCCCCUA